UCUCCUGGGAUAUUAUCGACGAAAUGCUCAAGGUCGCAGUUCUGUGCUUCGUGGCGGCGGUGGCUGCCGGGCUCCCGCAGCGGUAUGCGCCUCCUCCGGGCAGCGCGCCGGGAGGAAUCUCGAGCGCCUUCGGGCAGCCGGCAGGGCCUCCGCCCGGAAGUGCUCCCGGAGGCAUCGUGAGCUCCUUCCGCCCCCCCAGCCCUCCGUCGCCAGCCGGAGUGCCUCCAGGCAGUGCUCCCGGAGGCAUCGUGAGCUCCUUCCGCCCUCCGAGCCCGCCGCCGAGACCUUCGCCGGGAAGCGCUCCCGGCGGAAUUUCCUCCUCCUUCGGGGCCUCUGCGCCGCCCGUGCCUAUCCUCCAGGACGAACGCGAAGGACCUGACCAACUCGGAAAUUACAAGUUCAACUUCGAGACAGGCGAUGGGAUCAGCCGCUACGAGGAGGGAUCUCCCCAGGGGGAGACCGGCGCCGUGGCGUCGCAGGGAGGCUGGUCGUUUACCUUCCCUGAUGGAACGCCAGCCGUGUUCACGUUCGUCGCCGACGCGAAUGGCUUCCGCGUGGAGUCCGACCUGCUGCCCACGCCCCCUCCCCUCCCCCCGCACGCCAUCGCCCAGAUCGAGAAGGCUCGUCAGGAGGACGCCGCCGCCGCCGCUGCCUCCGGCGGCCGGCCCUCGCUCGUGCCGCAGCACCGCCCUGCCUACUCCAACUGAAAGGGGAGGCGCUCCACGAUUCAUUAGGAUGCUAGUUUCUUCUUUGUUUUACUUUCUGUUAUUCUGUAGUUAGUGGAUAGACUGAGUAAAGUAUUAUGGUAGAA
This is a messenger RNA of Penaeus vannamei (Pacific white shrimp), 811 nucleotides long. RefSeq names its product endocuticle structural glycoprotein SgAbd-8. Gene Ontology annotation, cellular component: chitin-based extracellular matrix. NCBI's taxonomy places the organism in Eukaryota, Metazoa, Arthropoda, Malacostraca, Decapoda, Penaeidae. Gene Ontology annotation, molecular function: structural constituent of chitin-based larval cuticle. The record is from RefSeq and is a predicted model, not a curated record.